This is a messenger RNA of Cladophialophora immunda, 2060 nucleotides long. RefSeq lists its product as uncharacterized. Lineage: Eukaryota; Fungi; Ascomycota; Eurotiomycetes; Chaetothyriales; Herpotrichiellaceae. The transcript has a single exon. The record is from RefSeq and is a predicted model, not a curated record. The coding region runs from base 58 to 1923 and encodes 621 amino acids.
UCAGCGUCCGAGGUACUUUGCUAUUUUCUGCCCAACUUUGUCCACCUUCAACACCUGAUGUCGAGCUACGACGCACUUCCCAAAGGCCCCUGCCUGCGGUAUGUGGUGCUCAAGCCGGGCGCGUCGUCAGAUCCGCUCGCAUGUCAACUGCUCACGAGCGACAUCCAUCAGAUCCCGGAGUUUGAGGCCGUGUCCUAUCCCUGGGGCAGCCUGGACAAGGUCUCGACCAUCCAAGUCCAGCGGGGCCAGAGCCAACAUUCGUGGGCGCUGGGGAUCACUGCAAACCUGGACCGCGUUCUCCGGCGCCUGCGCCAUUCGGGGCACGAGCGAGUCAUCUGGGUAGAUCAACUGUCGAUUGAUCAGUCCAACAAUGACGAAAAGAACCACCAGGUCCGUCUGAUGGGCCAGAUUUACCGCAAGGCCAAGCGGGUCUUGGUCUGGCUGGGCGACAGUGUGGAGGAUGGCGCGAAUGCUGCCUCCCUGAUCACCGAACUGAACGACAGGAUCGACGCGCAACUGUCGGUCCAUGGAACGUGGGACGAGCUCCCCAACGCAACUCCCGAGGACGAGAUAUCCAAGGACGGGCGCUGGCGCGCGAUCCACGCUGCAUUCGCCUCGCCCUGGUUCACGCGAGUGUGGGUGAUCCAGGAGGUCGGUCUCGCCGCAGACCCGUGGGUGCUGUUCGGCGACAGUGAGUUCGACUGGACAUCGAUGAUGCGGGUCGCGCAGUGGAUGCUGGAUUUUGCCAAUUUUCUCCUCGUCGACCGCGCCUCGUUUCCCUUGUCGUCGAUCCACGCCGCGACGCUCGACGGCUGGGAUGUCACCAAGAGCAGCCGGCAGCGGAGUCGAGACUUUGGGACGUUUUCGACGGGAUGGACGUUGCAGAAGCUGCUCCACAGCGCCAAAGGGCUCAAGGCGACCGACCCUCGGGAUUUCAUCUACUCGCUUCUGGGCCAUCCGUCGGCCCUGAAACCGGGCACGACGGAUAAUACUUCGUUUGUCGAUCCAGACUACAACCUGCCGUACCUGGAUGCUUACCACAGAUUCGCCCUCGAGUGGCUGAAAGACCCCCACGGCGUCAAUCUCCUGCUCUCGGUCGAGCACGACGAAAACACACUCAGUGGUGACUAUCCGUCGUGGGUGCCGCGUUGGAACUUUGUACAGCCGGCACAAACGCUCGGCCUCCAAACCAAACUACCGUUCAAUGCCGCCCUGGGUCUCGGGCCCAGCUCGUGCAAGCCGAUCGAUCCUCGCACCUUGAACGUGCAGGGACUGGUGUUCGAUAGAGUCACGGCCAAAUCCCCGGUACUCGACAAGACCGCCCUGCGUCUCCCCGACCCGAGCCCGGCCCAGACGAAUGCGCCAUCUCCAACCCAUCCGGUCGUCGCAUUCUGGACCGCCUCCGUCGCCCAGGGUUGCUUCCACGAAUCGUACGCGGGCGACCAACGUCCGCUGAUGGCCUUUGUCCGCAUGCUCACCGGCGAGCGGUACACAGGUCCCCGCGCGCAAUUCCAAGCCGACCGCCUGGCCUACGCUCUCCGUCUGCUUGAACUGGGCCGCCACAAAGCUGGAAUUGCAGCUCUCGGCGAAGACACGGCGCGCCUCCGCGACCAGUCCGUCACGGGCAACAUCGACACCUUCGUGGACCAUGCGUGGUACUUCUGCAACGGGCGCGUGCUGGUGUUCACCGAGCAGGGCCGGUACGGCUUCGCGCCUCGAAGCGCCCUCCCCGGGGAUCUGCUGGCGGUCGUCAACGGCUGCAAAGUGCCGUGCGUGCUCCGGCCCGUUCCUGGGGAGAAGGGGCAUUUUCGGCUCGUGGGGGAGAGCUACGUCCAGGGCUGCAUGGAAGGAGAGCUUGUGAAAGCGCGGCUCCUUGGUGGGAGUAGUAACCCUGUGGAAGAGGAGACUCUCGUGCUCGUGUGAAGUUGUGGUCAAUCUACUGCUACAGAUACCCAGAAAUGCAGUAAAAGUUGUCGACGAGGCUUGGGUCAACUUGUAUUGAACCGGCGCUUCUAGGUAUGUAUAUCUGGAUUAGCAUCAUUUGACAUGGAGAGCCUUCG